AUGGCUGCCUCUCUGAUCGUCCCUCGUGGAGCAGACGGAGCUGAGAGCAAGCACGUCGUCGUCAUGAAGACGGAAGCGGUUGCCAAAGCCGUCGCGAGCACAGUUGCGAGAAUUGUUUCUACUACUGACUACACUUACUCCAACCUUUUCAACGGCUUCUCAGCUAGCCUUACCAAAUCCGAGCUGAAGGAUCUACUCAACGACCCCAACGUCGAUUUCAACGAGAAGGAUCAUACAACUUACACCUAUGACGAAAGUGCCGGUCAAGGCACAUGCACUUAUGUUCUCGACACAGGCAUUGAGGUCGACCACCCUGAAUUCGAGGGCCGCGCCAGAUUCGUGCAGAACUUUGUUGAUAACGCUGACUUGGAUGCUAAUGGUCAUGGGACUCAUAUUGCGGGCUCCAUUGGGUCUAAAACGUAUGGUGUCGCAAAGAAGACGCAGCUCUUCGCAGUCAAGGUCCUAAAUGAGUAUACAGCGGGUCAGACAUCGGGAAUUCUCGCGGGUAUGGAUUUCAUUAUUGAGAAUGCUGCUAAUCGAAAGUGUUCCAAGGGCAUUGUGGUCAAUAUGCCGUUGAGUGUUGCUUCUUCACCUGCCAUCAACGCAACUGCGCUAUAUCCAGCUGGUAAUGACGCCACGGACGCUUCUCACGUUUCGCCAAGCAAUGAAUCUGUGGCUCGUACUGUUGGAGCAACCGCCCGUAACGAUACAAGAGUCUCAUUCUUUAAUUACGGUGUUUCUGUGGACGUGUUUGCCCCUGGUGUCUAUAUCAAGAGUACCUGGAUCAAAGGAGGUGUCAAACUCGAGUCAGGCACAUCAAUGGCAACACCACCCAUUGGCCUCGCGGCUUAUCUCUUAGGCAUCAAGGAUAUCAAAGCAUCAGAAUUAUGCAACCUUAUUGCAACCAUGUCUCUGAAAGACGUCAUCAAGGGCAUUCCUGAAAACACGGUCAACCUGUUAAUCCAGAACGGCGAAGCGAAGUAA
Messenger RNA from Fusarium verticillioides 7600, 984 nucleotides. RefSeq lists its product as hypothetical. Lineage: Eukaryota; Fungi; Ascomycota; Sordariomycetes; Hypocreales; Nectriaceae. The record is from RefSeq and is a predicted model, not a curated record. The coding region runs from base 1 to 984 and encodes 327 amino acids. Gene Ontology annotation, molecular function: serine-type endopeptidase activity. Gene Ontology annotation, biological process: proteolysis. The transcript has 5 exons.